Messenger RNA from Fusarium vanettenii 77-13-4, 963 nucleotides. RefSeq lists its product as uncharacterized. NCBI's taxonomy places the organism in Eukaryota, Fungi, Ascomycota, Sordariomycetes, Hypocreales, Nectriaceae. Bases 1 to 963 code for a protein of 320 amino acids. The transcript has 2 exons. The record is from RefSeq and is a predicted model, not a curated record.
AUGGCCUCUACCCCAACUCAAACCCAACACGACCCCAAGAAACCCUCAGCCAGUUCAGACUCAAAGAGCAAAGCCAAGUUCGCUGCCCGCAACUUGCGAAUUGACACUCAUCUCCCCUACAAGGACGAUGACCCAUCUACGUGUACGCUGGCUAGGGGAUCACCAGUUACCGCUAUCCCGCCGCUCCCACCCAAGUCUGAGAAACGCAAGAAAGGCCCCAGUGGAGUCCCUAUGGACUCUUUACUAGCACCCAAGUCAGUAUUCACUCCGCCUCUACCCUUCCGGCGCGAUGAGCCCGGCUGGCGCCCUCCUCGAUUCGACAGGGGGAGUCGACCUCACUGUCCGGAGAAGCUGUAUCUCUCUGACAUUCAUAGAUGGCGCUAUAUUGAUAAAUAUGGAAGACGAGUCUAUGCUACUCGUAACACGGCCUUACUGUCGCCUCAGGCUAUCCCGGCAGACGUCCCCUUGAUUAAACCCACAGCUCGAGCUCCCCAAGCAAAGGUUUCCGAGGAGAAGGUUCCCGAGACUGCAAUCCCUCCAACUCAGGUCUCCCCAAUGAAGGCCUCCCCAUCCAUGGUCUCGACUGAACCUGAAUCUGUCCUGAGCAGAAUGCCGUUCACGGAUCCAUCAAGUCCCAUCUCCUCCGCCUCUAGCGACUCCUUGCCCGAGAUCAUGACAAGACAGAGGAGAAAGAGGAGAGAGGAAAUGAAGCAAGCAACGCACAGCGAGGAGGAUUUCUCUGAGGAAGACUUCAGGCAGAUUUACCAAGCCAACUAUCCCCGACUACGCGUCACAGAAACCCCACGCAACCAAGAGGCUGUAUUUUGGGAUGGGGAUGGCAAUCUUACUUACAGUGUCUACUGCCAUGUCAAGGGUUGGAGACUGGCUGAUGGGUAUAACUCCUCCAGAGGAAUAUCGACGUUAUUGAAGAUUUGGGGCCUGUCCGAGUUAGAUUGCGAGUGA